Mizuhopecten yessoensis (Yesso scallop) is the source of this 1977-nucleotide messenger RNA. Its product is annotated as apolipoprotein D-like. The record is from RefSeq and is a predicted model, not a curated record. Gene Ontology annotation, biological process: lipid transport; tissue regeneration; brain development. The coding region runs from base 86 to 649 and encodes 187 amino acids. NCBI's taxonomy places the organism in Eukaryota, Metazoa, Mollusca, Bivalvia, Pectinida, Pectinidae. The transcript has 4 exons. Gene Ontology annotation, molecular function: lipid binding.
UGAUUAUAUAAAGACUCGCUGCUUUUAGUAAAAUUGGAUAUAUUCUUUCUACAGCUGAAAUAGAACACACCACGUAUAUACCACCAUGCUCGGACAAGGUUUAAUUCUAGCGGUCGUUGUCGCUUUCACGUCUGCCCAGACCUUCAGUUUCGGACAUUGUCCAACAUCAACUACUCAGCAAAGCUUCGAUUUAAACAGGUAUAUAGGAGACUGGUAUGAACUAUAUAAAUUCCGUGCCAGUUUCGAGACAGGAGAGAAGUGUAUUGUAGCAAACUACACACUUACACCUGCCAACCAUAUCAAGGUCAAGAACACAGGCAUUGACCCUAAAACAGGUAACUACUCCAUAGCUUACGGAGAUGCCUUCCAAGGUGACCUCAACUCACCAGCUAAGCUCAAAAUCAGAUUUGCUGCAAACACGCCGUAUGGUAACUACUGGGUACUGAAGACAGAUUACACCUCAUACACACUCAUUUACUCGUGUACCGACAUCCUCGGACUCAGCCAUCUUGAAUUCGCUUGGAUUCUUUCCCGACAGAGGUCGCUACCUCAAGCCAAAAUUGAUGAACUCUUUAAAGUUUUUGAAAGUUUCCAUAUCGAUACAAACCAUUUUCUCAAAUCCGAUCAAACUAAUUGUGGAACAAAAUAAAUUCAUUGAACAUAUCGUUCAUUUGUUAAAAUGCCAUGCUCUUAAUUUUUUAACUAACAUUUUAUAUGCAUCCGUUCUUAUUAAUUGAAUAUUGAUAUUGUUUGACCUUGUUGUAAAUGUUUAUUGUGAAAACAAAUGUGUUAUUUAUAAAAAUAAAAUGUAAUUUACAAUUUUAUAUUUGUUUUGUUCAUGAAGGAUUACCGUAUAACUGGCAAACACUGUAACUGUAAUUAUGAAAACUGUGUUUUCCUGCAUGGCUAUCGCUUUCGAAAACCAUUUCUCAAAGAAAACUAUACAUUGCGAGACUUUGAUGAAAUAAAGAAUUUGUAAUAAACAAAAUGUAAGCAACAAUAGUGUUCUAAUGUAAAAUCUAAACGGGGCUAGACUGGGAUUCGAACCAUGGACUUCAGAUUGUUGUACCAUCGCUCUAACUGAUGGAGCAACCUGGUCAAGUUUCCUGGCCCAAUUGUGCUAUUUGUAUAUCCAAACGAAAGUUAAGGUUAGGUUACUGAAAAUAGGAAAAACACAGUGUAGUGGGACAGAGAUCCUUUAAAUUCAGUUAUUAUAUAUAAUGAUUUAUUUAUGAAGUGGUUUGUUUAAUAUAAUUAAGAUUUGGGGUUUUUUCUCGUUAUAUGUCGAAACUGUUGCUAUGUUUGUAGUUAUGUUGAUGUUGUCCAUCACGGUUAUUAGUAUGACUGCUAUUACAGAAUGUACUUUGCGGUUAUUAUUACAACUGUAUUUAUGUGAACUGCGCAUGCUCAUAUGUAUGUAAGCUACCGCCAUGAUGGAAUAAACAUGUGCCUGUCUGCAACUCUGAUAAUGUUGUCAGUGUACUGUUGUUCCCGAAAGCACCGGACACCACAACUAUUUACUCCAAAGCAACUUCGUAAGAGAAGUUAUCAGUCGUUUGGUCCCAACUAUCUAAAAUUUGGUUAAUUAAAUGUUUUAAUUAUAUAUAUAUAAAUCAAAGUACCAAAGUACUGUAAGUACUGAAGGAGGCGUUAGUCAGAUAUUUGGACAUGGAAAAUAAUGAAAUGUAAAAGGUGAAAUGAAAUAAAGCAAUGAAAGAUGCCAACACGAUUAUUGAUAAACAUUCAAGAGCAACUACUUAUUUUUAAACUUAGAACUACUAACCAUCAAUGUUACCCGCUUAUCAAACACUAGAACUUCAGAUAAUUUUCAACUAGAACUGUCGCCAGGAUGGCUGACUAAUACCCCCGCUUCCCCAUCCAGUCUGAUUCCCACUCUGACUCAAACACUUAUUAAUAAAUAUAAAGAUAAUCGAAUGAUUUAAUUUCUGUUAUGCACAUGUUCAUAUUAUACAUAAU